Clupea harengus (Atlantic herring) is the source of this 1197-nucleotide messenger RNA. Its product is annotated as rhamnose-binding lectin-like. The record is from RefSeq and is a predicted model, not a curated record. The annotation marks the transcript as partial. Gene Ontology annotation, molecular function: carbohydrate binding. NCBI's taxonomy places the organism in Eukaryota, Metazoa, Chordata, Actinopteri, Clupeiformes, Clupeidae. The transcript is spliced from 9 exons.
AUGGCGAUGGUGAAGCUGAUGCUCAUCUCCUGUUCCAAUGUAAUCCGUAUCCACACCGCCAGUUACGGGCGAACAGAUAAAACCACCUGCUCUGCUGGACGCCCUGCGAAUCAACUCAGCAGGACCGACUGCUCUGCAUCUACAACGCUCCCUAUAACCAGUGGCAGUAAAACAUCCUUGUUGUCGAUACAUCAACUGCAAUCUUUUACCUGCUUGUCAAAAUAUAACAUCUGUCCUUCCAACCCAGGUUCAAACGUAAUCCACAUCCACAAAGCUAAUUACGGCCGGACAGAUAAAACUACCUGCUCUUCUGGACGACCUGCAAAUCAGCUCAGCAAUACCAACUGCUACGCUCCCACAACACUCCCCAUAAUAAGGGAUCGCUUGUUUGACGACACAAGAGAGAUUCCCCCGAGUUACUUUGGGCCUAAGUUAGAAGACAUUUUCACUGUCGACAAGAGUUCAAACGUAAUCCACAUCCACAAAGCUAAUUACGGCCGGACAGAUAAAACUACCUGUUCUUCUGGACGACCUGCAAAUCAGCUCAGCAAUACCAACUGCUACGCUCCCACAACACUCCCCAUAAUAAGGGAUCGAUGUGAAGGAAAAACAACAUGCGCGGUGCAGGCCUCACACCUUAUCUUCUCUGAUCCGUGUGGUGGCAUCUACAAGUACCUCGACAUCUCCUACAGCUGUGUUCCUCCAAUUAGCCACACCAGUGCCAGUAAAACAUCCUUGUUGUCGAUACAUCAACUGCAAUCUUUUGCCUACUUGUCAAAAUAUAACGUCUGUCCUUCCAACCCAGGUUCAAACGUAAUUCACAUCCACAAAGCUAAUUACGGCCGGACAGAUAAAACGACCUGCUCUUCUGGACGACCUGCAAAUCAGCUCAGCAAUACCAACUGCUACGCUCCCACAACACUCCCCAUAAUAAGGAAUCGGUCAGUACAUGACCUUAAAAAGACACAAGUUCUGCUGUGUAAAGGGGUUUCUGUGUAUAAAUCUUCUUAUAGUCGACAUAUGUACUGCUAUCUUUUCCUUCUGUUACAAAUUAUGAUGUCUUCCUCUUCAGGUUCCAAUGUAAUCCGUAUCCACACUGCCAGUUACGGGCGAACAGAUAAAACUACCUGCUCUUCUGGACGCCCUGCGAAUCAACUCAGCAGGACCGACUGCUCUGCAUCUACAACGCUCCCUAUA